Messenger RNA from Orycteropus afer afer, 1380 nucleotides. NCBI's taxonomy places the organism in Eukaryota, Metazoa, Chordata, Mammalia, Tubulidentata, Orycteropodidae. The record is from RefSeq and is a predicted model, not a curated record.
AUGGCCUUGAACCCCGAGGACCCCUGUGGUGGGUUCCACCAUGCCGAGGUGGUGGCCUUCAUUAACAAGAAGAUGGCCAGGCACGCGAAAGGCCCUGAAUUCUACCUCGAGAACAUGUCCCUGCCCUGGCCAGAGGUGGAAGCUAAGCUCGCGGCCAUCCUGGAAGACAGCGAGAUGUCCAACGAGGUCAAGGAGGUCUGCGCCUGGGGCAGCCUGGCCCUGGGCAUGCGCUUCGCCCACAGGCAGAGCCAGUUACAGGGGCUCAGGGUGCAGUGGCUACAAGAAUUCUCCAAGCUGCACAGGUCGGCCGCCCAGACCCUAGCCUUAGACCUGAAGGAGAUCACUGUGCAGCAGGAACUGGAACACAAGAGGGUGGCCCUCCAGCUGCAGCUGCUCCAGGCCUCCCUAGCAGAUGUGCAGAUGGAGAGGGACCAGCUGAAGUGGAAGCUCCUCCAGGCAGUAAGAGCUCCUCCCAGUCCGGGUCCUUAUAUCCCCCACACCCCACAGCUUUUCCCUGCAGGCCCCGCCCCUAUUUUUAAGGCCCCUCCUCUUCCAUUCCCUAACUCCACCCCCCACCACUGCCUUUCAGCCCCUCCCUUUGCCCCAGAAUGGGUCUCAACUCUGCCCCCUUCUCUUCAGGAGAGGCUUCAACCCCUGGAGCCGGCUACAGGGUGGCCAAGCCUAUCUGCUGCCAGUGGAGCUGGGGCAAAAGGAGAAGGUGAGGAGGAAGAGAAGGCCAUGGUCACCGGAUGGUCAAGCCUAGCCACUAUGUGUGGGGUUGGGACAGAAGGAGAAGGUGAGGCGGAAGAAGAGGCAGGGGCUGCUGCUGCUACCAUUGCUGCUGGUGGCCCAGGAGGAGAGGAAGAGAGGGAUUCAGCAGAGGCUGCCGCUGCUGCUACAGAGGUGACACAUCAGCUGAGUGGAAGCUUCCUGCAGCUUCUUGGAGUUGUGGAGCCGAAAAAUUUCACCUCUGGAGGACAGACGGAGGGUGAACUCAGGUCAAUGGAGACAGCCAUCGAUCCCAGGCCCACAGCCUCGCAGGCACCCUUUCCUGUCCAAUUCUCUUCCUUAUUUACAUACCCAUACCCUUUGUCUGCAUUUCCAGACCUACCCAAAGCCAUACGAUCUCCACCAGCAGCAGUUCUGUCUCCCCAUUGGGGGGCCUCUAAUAAUAGCUUUUGGUCUGAUGUGGGGACCCAAGGAAUAGAUCCUCAGGAACCCCAAAGAGGUAGAAGAGACUCCAAACGCCAUUACAAGAAAAAGCCUCCAGUAGUGCGCAGACUGGGGGAUUGGGACUGCCCUUGGUGUAAAGCUGUGAAUUUUUCAUGGCGAGAAGAGUGUUUCCGCUGUGGGAGGGGAAUUUGGCUACAACACUCUUAA